AUGUCAGAGAACUUGAAAAGAGCGGAGUCCUUGUUCAACCGCAUCAUGAACCCGAACAAGCCGCAGCAGGAGACAAGAAAAACCUCAAACUCAAACAAUUACAGACAAAAUAACGGUAGUUCACACACUCACAGCAACGGCCUGAACAACUCGCAUCAUCGCCACUCAUACAAAUACAACAGAUAUAACCACACCAACACACCAGCGGCUUCUGUGGUGGCCGACCUCCCAAAAAGAAAUCCAGCCCAAGAAGCGGCAGAUGCUGUGGCACUAUUGUCGAGUUCUGAGCAUGUAUUGCCCUACUGUUGGGCUAUAUGGCACCAUUCGAGAACAAAGAGGGUAGCGGAAGAAAACAACGAUGAUGCCUCCAGUAACAACUCAACUAAGACCAAAGGUGCCGACUCGUAUCUACAGAACACGACGGAAAUCGAAUUUCCGCAAUAUGGCCACCCAGACCGCAAAAUCAAAACAAUUGCGUCACUCGAGCAAAUGUGGUUGAGCUUGUCUACACUCAAAAAGCUGUAUAACUUGGCAUAUGGCACCGAGCUCUUGGUCUUUAAAGCCGGAGUGAAUCCCGUGUGGGAAGAUCCAAACAACGCUAAAGGUGGGCGCUGGGUUUUCCGUUUCAACCACCGCAACAACAGCAAUAGUUUGUCUGACGAUUAUCAAGAAACAGUGCGGGCCGGACGCCGUCGUGCCACAUUGAUAUGGGAACGUUUAUUGCUUAAGACGUUAGCUGGGUCAAUUAUUCCUGAACAGGCUCAGAAUAAGGUAUCGCAAAUGUUGGGCGAUAUUGUUGGAUUGGUAUUGAGUGUGCGCCGCGACGAAGAGAUCAUUAGUGUGUGGAAUUCUAAUUUGCACUUUGGGCGCAAGACUGGUGACGAUGACGACGAUAGAAAGAAACUUACGCCGUUCCAAGCUCGGCGUGUCAUUUGCGAUGCCGUGUUGAGAGUGAUUCGUGAAUGUGACGUGAUUCUCCAAGGCUCUGACUGCAUCGAAACGGUCGCAGGUGCAUCUACAGAGCGAGUCAGCGGGGUGACGUUUGAAUACAGACUUCAUCUGGACAGUUUUUCGCUUUACGGAUCAGGCGACCGCAGACGGGGUGGCAAACACCACCACUCCCGCGAGAAGGAAGAACAGGAGAAGGAUGAUCAGGAUAAUGACGACGAAAACAACAGCGCCGAGAAGAACGGUGACAUUAGCAUGUAG
Molecule: messenger RNA, 1209 nt
Organism: Clavispora lusitaniae ATCC 42720
Lineage: Eukaryota; Fungi; Ascomycota; Pichiomycetes; Serinales; Metschnikowiaceae
Biological process (GO): translational initiation
Cellular component (GO): cytoplasm; eukaryotic translation initiation factor 4F complex
Molecular function (GO): translation initiation factor activity; RNA 7-methylguanosine cap binding
Source: RefSeq, a predicted model, not a curated record